Messenger RNA from Linum tenue, 2653 nucleotides. NCBI's taxonomy places the organism in Eukaryota, Viridiplantae, Streptophyta, Magnoliopsida, Malpighiales, Linaceae. The record is from the annotation of a GenBank genome assembly.
GACAAAGACCAGCAGCUAUAGCCCUGCCGUGUUAACGCAUUCAAUUCUGGGCGUAGCGUAAACCCUAAACCUCCAAUCGCAGCAGUUACUUCGAAAUAUCAUCCAUCGAAACAAAGAAAGAAAGAAAAAUCAUCACUGUUUGAUCUAAUCGUGCCGGAGUGACAGGCCGGCUUUUUUAUUAUUUGAUCCACGUCCAUGGCUUCUUCAGAGAUCGAGGUCGUAUCGCCGACGGAAUCCACUGUCCUUAGACAGCAGGUGCAGAACGAGAGACAGCACGGUGCUCCGAACGGGACGGCGCCGGCAUCAGCGUCGAACGUGGUGAAUGUUCAUUCCGCUUCGGCUUACGGAGAUUUCGAGAAACUGCGCUUCUAUGUCGAACAAGAGGGCGCCUCCGUCUCCAUACCCGACGGCAACGGCUACUAUCCUCUUCAGUGGGCUGCUCUCGGAAACUUCACUCACAUUGCUCUGUUCAUUAUCGAGCGUGGGGGUGAUGUCAAUGCUGCUGACAACUCACAGCAGACUGCUUUGCACUGGGCAGCAGUUAGGGGCUCGAUUGCUGUAGCAGAUUUGCUUAUUCAAAGUGGAGCUCGGGUUGAGGCAGCUGAUGUGAAUGGUUACCGCGCAGUUCAUGUUGCUGCUCAAUAUGGACAAACUGCUUUCCUAAAUCACAUUGUCGCGAAGUAUCUGGCUGAUUUUGAUGCACCCGAUAGCGAUGGCAGGAGCCCUCUUCAUUGGGCUGCAUACAAGGGCUAUGUAGACACAAUCAGAUUACUUCUCUUUCGAGAAGCUAGCCAAGGAAGACAAGAUAAAGAAGGCUGCACCCCUUUACAUUGGGCUGCACUAACAGGGCAUGCAGAGGCAUCUUCUGUACUUGUGCAUGCCGGCACAAAGAAAGAGCUAGCUGUGAAAGAUAAGGCCGGAUUUACUCCUGCCGAGCUUGCAUCUGACAAGGGUCAUCGGCAAGUUGCCCAUUUCCUUUCUAAUGCACAGCUGACACAAAGCAAUAGUUUGGGAAAGAAAUUGUGUGGUCGGAAGAUGAGGGACAUUGGAUUUGCUCCAUUGUUGUUGUCCAUGAUCCUCACUUGUGUCUUUCUUUUCGUUAAUUCGGUCAUUGCAGCUCCAAGUUUCCCAAAGAUAACAGCUGCUAUUGGGAUUUGGGCAAUGAUUGCACUCUCUCUAGCUGUUCUGGCACUGAUCAUGUUUCGCCGCUGUAGUAGUAAAGAUCCUGGUUAUAUCAAAAGACAGGAGGAUUUGGAUAAACAUGCUAAUACAGAGAGAAACUUUCAAACACACCUCAAACAGACAAAAGGAAAAAAAGGUCUGAAGUGAGCACCACUGGGGGAUGUUGUGCGCUCGUUUGGCUCCACUACUUCCCGCAAUAAACAGAGAUGCUUCCCAUCAAAAAGAAAAAAGAACAGACCUGCGCACACCACUUUCCCCUGUCAAAUUUGCCUUCCCGCUCUUCUUUCCUCCCAAAUUUAGCUCCCAAAGACUCCCAACUCUAAAUGAGUUUGGUACUUAAAUGUAUCGCAACUCCUCGAGUUCAUUGACCUUGCUUGGUUUUCACUUAUAAGUUAGUUUUCUUUAUUGUAGUCCUUUAGUUUACGAAGCUGUAUCCUGAAGUUCCCUCGUCGUCUAUUACCUGUUCAUUGUCGCGCACAUUCAUCGCUAUAUCAAUUUUCUGGCGCCACUAUUAUUGGUCCUCUAUGAUAUGCUUUUUACUUUUGUAUCCCUUUUCAGGAUCCACUCUUAAAUUUUGAUUUCAACAACUCUUCUGUAUGGAUUGGAGACUGGUCUCAGCUUUGUCCAACAUGCAAGAUAAUUAGACCUGUUCGAUCCAAGCACUGUUCCACAUGUAACCGCUGCGUGGAACAAUUUGACCAUCACUGCCCGUGGAUAUCUAAUUGUGUGGGCAAGAGAAACAAACGAGAUUUCUUCAUUUUCGUACUCUUAGGGUUCUUGACGUCAUUAGUCGGUGGUGCUGUUACACUUUACAGAGUCUGGACUGCGCUGCAAUUUUUUCAUGUAGAUGCAAACUGGCUUCAGUUUCUGGUGUUCCAACAUCCUGGGAUUAUUGCAUUUAUGGUUUUAGACAGCUUUAUUCUGCUUGCUGCUCUGACUUUAACCAUAGCACAGGCGUUGCAGAUAGCGCGAAACAUUACCACGAAUGAAAUAGCAAAUGCCAAGCGUUACGGGUAUCUGCGAGGACCAGAUGGGAAGUUUCAGAAUCCAUACAGUCAUGGCUGCAGAAAGAACUGUGUCGAUUUCUUCAUCCAUGGAUAUUUGGACGAUAACCAUGUUGCUUGGCCUCCAUUGGUUCAGAUUGCCACUGUGAACCACUAACAAAGGCAAAUGAGAGUGACCCCCGUUCUGCAGACCCAAAGUCCCAAACAUGGAUUGUAUUCGUGGAGCUGUAAAUUUCACUCGAGGAAAGCUACGUGUAUAGGUACAGUUCAAUUGUUUGCGUAUCUAUUUCAUUUAUGUACUGGAAAUAUAUACCAAAUAAGGACUGUACUCGUACUUGUGUUCAUGUGACCAUUCCGAUAAUAUGUGAUAUUUAUGCUAUAGUUUUUUUGUGGCAUGAUUUUGUUACGAAACUCGUAUUCCCGUUUCAGAAGAUAUUGAAGUAUUCCUGAAUCCGGGUACAAUCCCU